This is a messenger RNA of Cucumis sativus (cucumber), 838 nucleotides long. Its product is annotated as probable RNA-binding protein EIF1AD. The coding region runs from base 166 to 675 and encodes 169 amino acids. Gene Ontology annotation, biological process: translational initiation. The transcript has 4 exons. Gene Ontology annotation, molecular function: RNA binding; translation initiation factor activity. Lineage: Eukaryota; Viridiplantae; Streptophyta; Magnoliopsida; Cucurbitales; Cucurbitaceae. Gene Ontology annotation, cellular component: nucleus. The record is from RefSeq and is a predicted model, not a curated record.
GAGAACUUCUAGAACCCCAACUAAUCUUAAUAGAAGCCUUUGGAUAAACCCUAACUCUCUCAUCUCACUUCAGUUGCCGCACCACCGUAGGUCGCCACUGGCUGGAGGCUCCGGCGCUCUAAUCUCAUCUCGUCACUUCUUAGAAUUACGGUUCUCUUUCAAAGUAUGAAAGGUGGGAGAAAGAACUUACAGCGGGCAUCGGAGCAUCAUAUCGCAAGCCUCGAAGAUGGUCAUAGUAUUAUGCAGGUUGUCUCAAUUCGUGGUUCCAAUCUAAUUGAGGUAAUGGAUGCACAAGGUGAGAAAUCACUGGCAUUAUUUCCUGCCAAGUUUCAAAAGAGUAUGUGGAUAAAACGAGGGAGUUUCGUUGUAGUUGAUGAAAGUGGAAAGAAGAAUGCUCUUGAAUCUGGAAGCAAGGUGGCAUGCAUUGUUUCUCGAGUUCUAUAUUUUGAACAAAUUCGUGAGCUUCAAAAAUCCCCAGAAUGGCCAGAAAUCUUCAAGAAUGCAAUUGUUGGAGAUCGAAACGAAAAUCUUCAAGCACAAAAUAAUCAACCAGGGGAGGAUGAGGUCAAUUCAAGUGAUGAUGAUGGCCUUCCCCCUCUAGAAGCCAACACGAACAGAGCUAAACCGUUAAUAUUACAACCGGAUGCAGAAUCAGAGUCUGAUUCAGAUUCUUAACUUGUAUAUUAAUUUUAACUCUACACUUUUUUAUUUAAUUACCAUGAGCAUUCAUUUUGAUUGUUUGUACUACAAUUAAAAAUUUUAAUUUUGUAAUUAACAGAAAUUUCUGAGUACCUAUUUUUGAAUAUGAUGGUAUAAGAAAUCUAUGCAGCUUAGAAUA